Molecule: messenger RNA, 1872 nt
Organism: Oppia nitens
Lineage: Eukaryota; Metazoa; Arthropoda; Arachnida; Sarcoptiformes; Oppiidae
Product: carotenoid-cleaving dioxygenase, mitochondrial-like
Exons: 6
Coding region: 93-1778 (561 amino acids)
Biological process (GO): carotene catabolic process; retinal metabolic process
Molecular function (GO): beta-carotene 15,15'-dioxygenase activity; carotenoid dioxygenase activity
Source: RefSeq, a predicted model, not a curated record
UGAAUAAUUAAAUUUUUUGUCAACUUUUAAUUUUUUUUUAAUAUACUUAUUAUUAUUUGAUUUACAAUAUACACUAUAUAUAUAAUCAAAAUAUGUCGGCAAAAGUAUCGGCAAAAGUGUCUACAAAAGUACCGUUUAUGCGGUCAUGUCUUCAGGAGUGCUCGGAUACCAUCGAAACUACUGUCACCGGUAUUAUUCCCGACUGGAUUAACGGUACACUAAUACGGAACGGUUGCGGCCUUCAAGAGGUUGGACCUGAUCGGUAUAAGCAUGCCUUCGACGGGUUAGCACUGUUGCAUCGGUUCCGGAUCAGUGACGGUCGGGUUGAAUAUCAGAAUCGUUUUCUGCGUAGCGAUGCCUAUGUCAAGAAUAUGCGCGCCCAGCGUAUAGUGGUCAGCGAAUUCGGUACCCGAGCCCAGGCCGACCCGUGUCAGUCUAUUUGGCAACGGCUGGCCAGUCGGUUUAUACCGUCGUCCUCCAGCGAGUUGACCGACAACGACGCUGUCAAUGUUUAUCCUGUCGGCGAUCGACUAUACGCAGCCACUGAGACCAACUUUAUCCGACAGGUAGACAUGGAUACACUGGCCACCAUUGGCGAUAAGGUUGAUCUGAGUCGCUUAGUGGCCAUCAAUAUGGCCACUGCACAUCCGCACGUUGAUCCGGACGGCUCCGUCUACAAUAUGGCAACGAGUUUUGGACGUAACGGCAAAUAUCAUAUAAUUAAGAUACCAAACGGCGGCGGCGGCGGUGAACAGCCACUGGAAAACAUGUCGAUUGUUGCCUCAGUACCGAUGAAACGUCCACUCUAUCCGUCCUACUAUCACAGCUUCUCCAUUACUGACAACUAUUUUAUACUUAUUGAACAGCCGUUGGUUAUGUCGGUACCGACAAUGACGAUCAGUCCGUUGACUGGCCAUUCGUUUAGCGAAUGUAUGUCGUGGACGCCGGCCUACAAAACCCGAUUUCAUUUGAUUCGCCGAUCUGAUGGUCAACUUGUGGACAACAACAUCGACUAUGUGGCCGACGAGUCGUUUGCUUUUUUCCAUACCAUCAAUGCCUAUGAAGACGAUAACGGAAAUCAAUUGGUAAUCGAUAUCUGUUGCUAUCCGGACGGCAAUAUUAUCAGUGCGUUGAGUGCCGACAACUUUCGUAAGGUCUACGAAAAAGGUUUCAAAUUUGGUGCCGAAUCUAAUGUCCGAAGAUUUGUUUUGCCACUGCAAAUGAUUGACCAUAAAAAUCAGUUCACAUCAAAGUCCGGCAACAAUAACAACAAAAAUCUGGUCACUCUAACGGAUACUAAAGCCGAAGCUUAUGUAGUUGACAGAAAAAAAUCUGAUGGCGAGUCCCUAACUAUUGUACUCAAACCGGAUAUACUGACAAAGUCGGGUAUAUUUGUGGGUGAAUUGGCUCGUAUUAAUUACUUAUUAAAUGGUAAAAAAUAUAGAUAUUUUUAUUCAUUGUAUAACACGGGUGUCUACGGUAACGAUAUUAAAGUUAAAUUGAUGAAAUUUGAUACAAAAACAAAUGAACCGAUUUUCUGGUMCGAAGACAAUACCCAACCAUCGGAACCGAUAUUCAUUGAAAAGCCGGGAGUCGACUAUACAAACCCGGACAACGAAGACAAUGGAGUAGUAGUGGCGUCGGUAUUGUCUGAAUUGGACGAAAGGGAUGGCUUUCUACUGGUAUUAGACGGCAAAACAUUCAACGAGUUGGGUCGGGCAUCGUUUCGGACACCGUCAUCAAUACCCGGCACUUUUCACGGAUAUUUUGCUAAUUGAUUUUAAAUAAAAAAACAUUUGUUAGACCCGUAACUACCAUAUAUUAUGCUAUACUGUAUAAAAAUAUAUUUAAUUUAUAAUUAAUUACAUAACA